CUCUUUUCUCAUACUCACAAGAACCAACAUUGAAGAACAAAAAGAAGAAGCACAAAAUUCACAAUUUAAUUACUUUUUCUUAAAAGACUAAAAAAAUGUCAGUUGUAGUGUCAAAUUCCCCUGUUUUUUCCCCAUCUCAUCACAAAUCGAUCUUCUCAACUUCAACUCUUUCUCCUCGCUCUCGGAUUUCGCCUUCAACAAGCACUUUCCGGCAGAGUUUUGGCGGCGGUGAUGGGCCGUCGACGUCUGGAUCUUCGCCACCUUCGGCGCUUGUUAAGAGGAAAAGGCCGGCGAGGUUGGAUAUUCCGAUUAUGAAUAUGGGUUUCGGAGGUCCGGGAACGCCUAGAGGUGUGCAGGAAACGAUGGUGGAAGAGGAGAGAGAUGGGUUUUACUCUGUUUGUUGUAAGAAAGGAAGGAGAGCUGUUAUGGAGGAUCGGUUUUCUGCUGUUGUUGAUAUUCAUGGUGACUCUAAACAGGCUUUCUUUGGUGUAUUUGAUGGUCAUGGUGGUGUUAAAGCCGCUGAUUAUGUGGCUGAAAACCUAAACAAAAACAUUAUGGCUGAAGUUGCUAGGAAGGAUGAGAACAGUGUUGAGGAUGCAGUAAAACACGGUUACCUGAAAACUGAUACCGACUUUUUGGAGCAAGAAUUGCUCGGUGGCUCGUGCUGUGUUACUGCCUUGAUCAACAAGGGUGACCUUAUCGUGUCUAAUGCUGGUGAUUGUCGGGCUGUGUUAAGCCGGGGUGGUGCCGCUGAGGCACUUACGACCGACCAUAGACCCUCGAGGCAAGACGAGAAGGACAGAAUUGAAGCAUUGGGCGGAUACAUUGAUUCUUACAAUGGUGUUUGGAGAAUCCAAGGAUCUCUUGCCGUGUCUAGAGGAAUCGGAGACAGGCAGCUUAAGCAAUGGGUGAUUGCUGAACCUGAAACCAAAGUUCUCAAAAUCAAAUCCGAUGAUGAGUUCUUGAUCCUUGCAUCUGACGGCUUAUGGGAUAAGGUUACUAAUCAGGAAGCUGUAGAUAUUGCCCGUCCUUUGUGCACAGGAAGUAACUCACAAACUCAGCCAUUAGCAGCUUGUAAGAAACUGGUGGAAUUAUCUGUUUCUCGAGGUUCUCUUGAUGAUGUUAGUGUAAUGGUAAUCCAAUUGCCGCAGUACAUGCAGUAGAAGGCAAGAUAACUCUAUAACAAAGAUGAGACAAUUAGGUUACAUUGCUUGGGUUGUAGCUAAAUGCAAGAUUUUGUAAUAUGUUUCUCUAUUGAAAUUGAUUUAGAUAUAGCUUUAAUCAGUGUUUGUAGGUAGGGUUAUUCUUAGAAAAUCUAAUUACUAUUCUUUUGGGGGGGAGUAUUCAUGCCCCUUCAGAUGUAGGCACAAGUGACUAGCUCUUGGCCUAAUUCAUUGUAAUGAACUAAUAAUGGUUAAUAAAAUUGCACUAACAGAUUCUUUUGUCACAAA
Spinacia oleracea (spinach) is the source of this 1451-nucleotide messenger RNA. Its product is annotated as probable protein phosphatase 2C 25. NCBI's taxonomy places the organism in Eukaryota, Viridiplantae, Streptophyta, Magnoliopsida, Caryophyllales, Amaranthaceae. Gene Ontology annotation, molecular function: protein serine/threonine phosphatase activity; cation binding. The record is from RefSeq and is a predicted model, not a curated record. The transcript has 4 exons. Bases 96 to 1163 code for a protein of 355 amino acids. Gene Ontology annotation, biological process: protein dephosphorylation.